Cyprinodon tularosa is the source of this 1840-nucleotide messenger RNA. Its product is annotated as myelin-oligodendrocyte glycoprotein-like. NCBI's taxonomy places the organism in Eukaryota, Metazoa, Chordata, Actinopteri, Cyprinodontiformes, Cyprinodontidae. The transcript has 6 exons. Bases 61 to 936 code for a protein of 291 amino acids. The record is from RefSeq and is a predicted model, not a curated record.
UUAUAUGCAGUGACAGAGUAAACAGUAGCAACAGUUGACGCAGAGCAGAAGGAGCAGAACAUGUUGGGACUUAUUCUGGAUCUGAUGGAGUCUCUGCUCAGAUUUCCCUUCUGGACCUCCACCUUCUGCCUCUACCUGUCCUGGACUCAGGUUCAAGGUAACUAUCAGCUAAUUGGUUCAUCCGAGCCAAUCAUAGCGGCUCCUGGAGAUGAUGUCAUCCUUCCAUGUCGGGUGGAUCCUGACUGGAACGCCCGAGAGAAGACGGUGGAGUGGUCCAGACCGGACCUGAAGGCCUCAGGCCCACAGAAGCGUGUGGAGUACGUUUACGUGCACCGGUUCAGGAAGAUGGACAGAGACAUGAUGAUGGAGACGUACAUCCAGAGGACGUCUCUGUCAGAAGGACUGAGACAUGGAGACGUGUCUCUGAGGAUCCACAACGUGAGCUUGGAGGAUAACGGGAGGUUCAGGUGUUUCAUCCCAAACCUGAGCAUAGAAGCAGAGGUUCUGCUGGUUGUUGACCCAGACUUUGUUAAAAUGACGACAGCAGAGACGGUUCCUCAGAGAACCAGUCCAGCCCCAGAGGAAGAGACCAUCAGAACCGGUCGGCGCAACAGGCUGCUGCUCUGUUUACCUGCUGCUGUUUUCUUCUUCUUCUUCUUGGUUGGUUUCCUGUGUUACUUUAGAAAGUUCCCUAAAAACAGCAAGUUCUGUCCUCUGCAGCAGAUCUGUGUUCAUGCAGACAGGAACUCUGCAGAAAGGGAUUCAAACCAGCAGCUUAACCCUCCUGGAGAAGAUCUUCAUCCUCUUCCUCAGUCUGAUUCUGGAUCCUCCUCUAACUGCAGUCCUGGACCUUCAGAGAGAAAACUAGAAUGGAGCGGAAGACUCGGAGAUCUUCUGGUACCUCCUCAGGUUCUGUUCAGCCUCAGGAAGAGCUAGAGCAGAGAGUUCAUGGUUCUUUAUUUCUGGGAGGAAAACCUGAGCUGAUUUCUCCUUAAUGCCUCAUGGAUUCUGCUUGGAACACAAACUGCUGGAGAACUUUAGAAGCUGGAGCUCCUGUUCUGGAUGGACUCAGCCUUCGUACUGUUUGUCAGAACGGUUUAUUUAUCCUCUAAUUUGAUCCGGAAUCAUGUUUAUCUUUAAUUUUUUUUUCACUCAGUGUUUUAAAUUUCCUGUUUAGAACCAGGAUGGUGUUUUAGACUCGACAUUAAGGCGCCUGAAACCUUUAGAGGAGCAGGUCUGUAGAUCAGACGCUGCUCUGAUGCUACAAUAGCAUUACAUUUACUUACAAACAGUAAUAGUUUCUUAAUAUUUUAUUUAUUAACAGUAGAUAUUUGAACAGUGAGGGAUGCUGGUAGAACUUGAAUAUAAAAGUCAUCUGAUAUAGAAUGACUUUUAAAACAUAAAAUAGAAUAAGCUAAGCUUGUAUUUAAAAAUAUAAAAAUGAUGUUGAGUAUUUAGAAAGACUAGAGAAGGUUUAUGGAAAUUAUUAGGAAAAGAUACGACACAUAAAAGAACAAUCCUCACAACUUAAACCACUUGUUUAGUUUUCACAUGUUUUCUAGAAAUAUUUGAUGCUUAAUUACUGAUUUUUCAGACAUUAUGAUAAAGCUCUAUAAUGUCUGAGAGUGUUUGUUGUUCAAGCUGAACCUCAUUAGGUGAAUAUUUAACAUUAACUUCAGAUCAUUCCUUCCUGUAGGUUGGGUGGAAAUAUUUUUCCCAGUGAGGCGUUUAUGUGUCAGUAGGAAAAUGUAGAUUUCCAUUAAGCACAAUGACUCAUGGGAUCCUCCACAGAUGUUUAUAUUUCAUUGUUAAUCAUGUCUGCUGUAUUUGGUUGAUGUGG